CAUUCUGUUUGCAUUCAGUAGCUCAGUAGCAGUCAAUAGAAGUGCAACAUGAGAUUCCUGAUCGCUUUCGUCGCCCUCAUCGGCUAUGCCUCAGCUAGCGCCAUCCUAGCUCCAUUGGUCUACGGCGCCAACGCCGGUGACGUCCAGGCCGCAGCCAUCGACGCCACUGUGGCCGCUCAGGACACGGUCCGCGCCAUCGGCGAAGGACAGGCCAGAGCAGCUGAAGCCGUCGUCCAACACAACACCGAGGCCGUCCGCCAGGUCGCCGAAACCAACCGCAACCUCCACGAGAACGCUUACUGGGGCAACCUCGCCGCUUCCCAGAACUACGUUGCCGCCGCUCAAUCCCAGGUCGCCGCCAUUGACGGCGCUGCCGCUGCUGUCCGCGCUGCCCAUGCCGGAGCCCCAAUUGUUGGUGCUUACGGAGUUUCCCUCUACGGAAUCGCCGCUCCAUACACCGCCUACGGCGCUUACGGUCUCGGCCUCCACGCCUGGUAAUCACCGAUCCGAUGCUAGCGUAAUCGCAUUACCAUUUUGAUGCUAGCGUUUUAAUAUUACCGUUUUGAUGCCAGCGUUUUGACAUUACCGUUUUCACGCUAGUGUUAUUACGGAACAAUGUUGGCGUUUUUAUGGUAGCAUUACGCGUCCAAAGCUUUAAUGGUUUUUCAAAUUUCCCCGGAUUUGCUCAACAAAGGUCUCAAACGUAACUCUCUUUGUAAAUAAGUGCGCCAUCACUGCCAAAGUGUAAAUAAACACACUAAAAACAUA
Pieris brassicae (large cabbage white) is the source of this 768-nucleotide messenger RNA. RefSeq names its product cuticle protein 1-like. The coding region runs from base 49 to 498 and encodes 149 amino acids. The record is from RefSeq and is a predicted model, not a curated record. NCBI's taxonomy places the organism in Eukaryota, Metazoa, Arthropoda, Insecta, Lepidoptera, Pieridae. The transcript has 2 exons.